AUGGCCGCACUUGAUGUGGAUAGUGAUGACGAGUCAGUGGAUGCACCCGCUCAUGGCACACCCAAUACAGUUGCAGCUGCAGAGCCUGCCUCCAUACCACAGCUCAUUGAGAGUAUCUUGGGGAUGUCUGCCCUUAGCAACAUUGAUGAGAGCGGAACUGAUAUUGUGCCAGACACAGAGACUGAUCCUGUUGUUCAGGAAUUACAGGCUGCGGGAAGAGGUGAAGGCAGGGGAAGGGGAAGGGGAAGAAAGAAGAAGGCUGCUGCUGCAUCUUCUGGAAUCACAGUGACUUUUACUUUGAUUACACCGCACUUUUGGUAUUACAAGUAUUAUGACUCAAUUGCUAUUCAUAUACAACCAGGGUUUACCUAUAUACAAGGCCCUAUUGUGUAA
Messenger RNA from Suillus paluster, 393 nucleotides. RefSeq lists its product as uncharacterized. The record is from RefSeq and is a predicted model, not a curated record. Lineage: Eukaryota; Fungi; Basidiomycota; Agaricomycetes; Boletales; Suillaceae. The coding region runs from base 1 to 393 and encodes 130 amino acids. The transcript is spliced from 2 exons.